AUGUCUCAUUUCGACGAUGGACGAGAGUUUCUCAAUGCCUUCACUCCUGAGAGGAGCUUGGAAUUCUACCCCGAAGGCCGUCGUCCUCCAAAUGUCGUCCGCGAACAAUCAGAUGUUUCGAUUACGACAAAGUCUAAUAAUUACAACUACGGUAUAGACCUAGUCGAAGAAAACAACACUGCACUACUCUAUUCACAGCCAGAUACUAUGUUCCCUGGCUUUGUGGGCGGCGCAUUUGAGCCACACGGCGAGCCGAGCAAUACCGAAGCAGAUCUACAGCUAGAGAACGAAAUCGGAAUGGGGGCGGCAGAAGCCAUGUGCGAACAGAUUCACGAAGCGAUGCAGUCCACCGGGCCUACACACUCGAGACCAUGGCUUCCCUCUGGUGACUUGCACGCUAUCAGCCACCGGAACCGUGUCAGUGCCGUACUUCGACAACACUUCUCCGAGCCAACGCUGGGUCGCCUUACUGAUUACGUCUGCGGCACUGAAACGGGCGCACACAAGGGAGGUGACACAAGUCAAAGGAUCUUCGUCAUCCUGGUUCUGAUCCGCAGAAUUGAAACGUUACCGGCGCUCAUGAAGGAUGGUUUACGCGAUCGUGACCUACCUUUUGAGUGGCUCAACCCUGUAUCCCGGGAUCAACUCAUUAGUCCAAAGUCUCAAUUUGCGAACAAGGCUCUUUCUUGCUUCGAAAGAAGAGGAAAAGGAUUACUGAGAGAGUUCUAUGAAAAUCAUUGGAAGAUACUUGCUCCUAUUAUUGAUCGCGAUAAAAACGGAGAAGUGACGACGUUUCACUUGGCUGAAGAGGUCAUCAUGCCCUGGACUUUCAUUGGGGAUGAGAGAAAGGAGGGAAGUUUCUCUAUGGUCCGCAAAGUUGAGAUACAUCAAGAUCAUCAUUCUUUUCACAAUCACAAAGCAUUCGCCCUGAAAACCCUGCUUCAAACAGACCCUGACCAAGCAGAGGAUGAAUUCGAGCAAGAGCUCAAGGCCUUUACCAAAAUGGAACCGGGAGACCACAUUCUUGAUCUUUGCGCUACUUUCAAGAUUGGAGACAAGUACUCCUUCUUGUUUCCCUAG
This is a messenger RNA of Colletotrichum lupini, 1080 nucleotides long. RefSeq lists its product as uncharacterized. NCBI's taxonomy places the organism in Eukaryota, Fungi, Ascomycota, Sordariomycetes, Glomerellales, Glomerellaceae. The transcript has 3 exons. The record is from RefSeq and is a predicted model, not a curated record. Bases 1 to 1080 code for a protein of 359 amino acids.